AUGGGGAGCAUUUAAAAGGGCGCAUAAGAGCGAGCACGCUCGCCUCUCCCCACAGCUCGUCUCUGGGACCUGGUGCCUCCCUGGGCGUUUGUUUGAAGAGGGCGCCUCUAGUCAGCAACUCCUGACGUUUGGGUAUCAUGUGAAUGGUUCAGUUCCCAUGGUUCAGUGUGUGAGCUUGCUUGCCCCACCCCAUCUCUCUCUCCCUUCUCUAUAGAUCUCAAUAAAUAUCUCCCUCUCUCUCUAAGAGAAAUGCAAAAGAGAGAGGAGAAAAAACAAAUUAGGGGGAAAACCCGCUAGUGGGGGGCCAGUUUUGCUUGGGGGGGAGACCAAACCGGCUUUUACUUCUCUCUCCCCCCCACCCCUCCCCCUUUCUGCCCCCCACUCCCUCUGUUUGCUGGAAAAGCCAAAGGAUUCAGCAGCCUGGAAACCUAAUGUGAAAAAGCAGCAGCAGCAGCAAGGAAAAAAAAAAGGGGGGCCUUGGACUGGAAAAACCACCAUUAGGGAGGAAGAAGCAGCGGCAGCAGAAGAGGAAAACCCACACUGCUCAGAGAGGAAAAGGGACUUCUUAUCCAGCAGGGAGCUGGGGGUUGGAUUGACCCCUUUGGGUGCUUCAGCCCUUUGGAGAGGGGGGAGAGGCAAGGAAGAGACAUUUCUAGAUUCUCUGUGAUCAGGAUUUGGGGAGGUUUCUCCGUCUGGAGCCUGUGCCUUGGAUCUAAGGAGAAUUAUUUUUUGUGGGGGGGUGGACCUGCAACUGGAUUUGUUGUGUGUUUGUUUGUGUGUGUGUGUGUAGGGGAAACGGGGGGGGAAUUUUUUUUUUUAAUCCGAACUAACCGGUGAUCCAGCCAGGGGUGCGGAGAUCCCCUAUUUUUUUUUUUUCUCUCGGGAAAGGUGCAUUGAGGGGAUCGGAGCGGGUCUGGGAGGGAGGGUGAGAAGAAGCAGCAGCUGCUGGGGAGGAGGCCCGGCUGAGCAGCAGCAGCAAAGUCAUCGCCAUCGGCCCCCCCUUGGCUGGCUCCGCUCUCUCCAUGUCUCUGGGCAGCGGCAGCCACAGCAGCGAGUAAAGGGGGGGGAGGAGGAGGAGGAGGAAGAAGAAGGGAGCCCGGGAGAGUGUCUCCCUCCCUUCCCUCCCUCCCCCCAGCAGCCCCAGCCGCCUCCUGCCCCCUUCCCCUGGUCCCCCCUGCCGCCCCCUCCCCAAGAUGGGCUGUUUAGGGAACAGCAAGACCGAGGAUCAGCGCAACGAGGAGAAGGCGCAGCGAGAAGCCAACAAGAAAAUCGAGAAGCAGCUGCAGAAGGACAAGCAGGUCUAUAGGGCCACGCACCGGCUGCUCUUACUGGGUGCUGGUGAAUCUGGUAAAAGCACAAUAGUCAAACAGAUGAGGAUCUUACAUGUGAAUGGAUUUAAUGCUGAGGAGAAAAAAAUGAAAAUUCAGGAUAUUAAAAACAAUAUUAAAGAAGCUAUAGAGACAAUAGUGACAGCAAUGGGCAAUUUGGCACCACCAGUGGAGCUAGCCAAUCCAGAGAACCAGUUUCGAAUUGAUUAUAUCUUAAACUUAGCUAACCAGAUAGACUUUGAUUUCUCACCAGAGUUUUAUGAACACACAAAAACACUUUGGCAAGAUGAAGGUGUGAAAGCCUGCUACGAGAGGUCUAAUGAAUAUCAAUUGAUUGAUUGUGCACAGUAUUUUCUAGACAAGAUUGACAUAGUCAAACAAAAUGAAUAUACACCAUCUGACCAGGACCUGCUGAGAUGCAGAGUUUUGACAUCAGGAAUUUUUGAAACCAAGUUUCAGGUGGACAAAGUAAACUUUCACAUGUUUGAUGUUGGAGGGCAGCGAGAUGAACGCCGAAAAUGGAUCCAAUGUUUCAAUGAUGUGACUGCUAUCAUAUUUGUGGUGGCCAGCAGUAGCUACAACAUGGUUAUACGAGAGGACAAUCAGACCAAUCGGCUUCAAGAAGCACUAAACCUCUUCAAGAGUAUCUGGAACAACAGGUGGCUACGGACCAUUUCAGUAAUUCUUUUCCUGAAUAAACAGGAUUUGCUAGCAGAGAAAGUUUUGGCAGGGAAAUCUAAAAUUGAAGACUACUUUCCAGAAUUUGCUCGCUACACUACACCAGAGGAUGCAACACCAGAGCCUGGUGAGGAUCCCAGAGUUACAAGGGCCAAGUAUUUUAUUAGAGAUGAGUUUCUUAGAAUCAGCACAGCAAGUGGAGAUGGAAGACAUUACUGCUAUCCUCACUUCACCUGUGCAGUGGAUACAGAAAACAUCCGGAGGGUUUUCAAUGACUGUCGGGACAUUAUUCAACGGAUGCACCUUCGCCAAUAUGAGUUGUUGUGAUGGAGAGCACUUUUUUCUGUGUUUUGGACUCCUUAUUCCUUAUUAAAAAAAAAAAAAAAAGAAAAACAAAAAAGAAACAAAAAAAACCCUUGCCCACAUAGGGUGGAAGAGAACUGUUGCAGUCUCCCUCUGAUUUGCACCCCUCAACUUUUUCUCCUUGCUGGACAACAGCAGCACUUCUAAGCUUGCUUGUGUCCCCCUCAGACAGUUUGAGAUGGCACCUAAAACUUAAAGGCCAUUUUCAUGGUGGGUUCCCUAACACUGUUGUUAACAAAAUUAAUUAAUUAAUGAAUUAAAGGCCCUGAAUGUGGAGCACCUGAAAGGAUUGGGGAUAAAAUUAAAAAAGUAAACAAAAAAAUGGGGAGAGAAAACCUUAGGUAAUUUAGCACUGUUGUGGGCAUAAUCAUAUAACCCAUGAUUUCAACUUUGUAUCCAUUCACUGCAUCAGACAAAAGAAGGUGCCAAGUCACAGACCAAGUUUGAAGACAGACACUUGAGUUUGGUUCUCUGACUGUAAUGUGGCUUUGAACGGAAAUACUGACAAUUCUACAACAGACCUAGACAGUGCAAAAACUAACCGCUACCUUUCAGAAGGGUAUUUUUAAAUCCAGUCUUGGUGGUCUUAAGAUGACCAUGGACGUUAUGAAUUGAACUGCGUAUGGCCUGUGAUUGCAGAAAGAGUUAACCACACACUGUUUUCCGUUUGUCCACUGAUGAUCCUGUCUGCUAUAAAAAUCAUUAUCUGGACUUUAGUCCUCACGGUCUUUCCCUUCUUUUUCUUCUCCCCUGCCCUCAUUUUUUUAUUUUACUGCUGGAUUAUUAUUCUUGUACAGACUGUAAAAUGUAUUAUUUUGUACAACUUUAUUGAAAAAAUAACUUGUAGAAGAUCUUUGUGCCUUGAUUAUGGCUGUACCUGUACAAUGAGCUAAGAUGUAAGUAUGUUUGAUUGCGCUGUACAGCUUUGUCAACCCUAUCUGCAGCAUUAGCUCAAGGUAGGGAAAAUUUAUCUGUAGUUUAGUUUUUCUGGUUUAUAAAAGAAGGAAAAAUACUGUUUAGUAAAAAACAAAAAAACAAAAAAAAAGUACAAAUUGUGCAAACUUAACCACUUUAAAAGUGAGGUCUUCAACAAGUGACCAGAUGUUGCAGCAUCAUGCUUUUUAAUUUUUAGCUUUAAUUCAUUUAAAUCUCUAUCCAAAUGCAAAACAUGGCUUGUUUCUACAUAAACCAAAUUUUGCUACAAAUUAUAAAUGUUAGUCUUUGGUCAUUCAUAGUCCUUUUCACAAAAGUCAAAAACAGAACAAAAACAAACACAUAGGCAUCAUGCAGGUCUGCUGACCAUCUGUAGACUGGGCCAAACACCCCACCAAACUCCACUAUCCUGCGUGGGCAUAAUACUACAAGAAUGAUAAGGUGUAUACCGCCCUUGGAUUUGGUCACUGAAUUCCAGUUUCAAAUGACAUUUUUAUCUCUCUUUUAAUAAAGAGAUAUCUUAGAAUCUUUUUAUUUUAUAUUAACUAUAUAAGUAGCUUAAAGUGAAGAUGUGUGGAUUUUUUCUUAAACUUGAAUAAUUUAUGCAAAUUAUAUGCUUAGAACAACAUGUGGUACAGUAAAAAGAAAAAAGAGCAAAAAUCACUGUAGCAAUAAGAGAGCAUGUAAUUUUAGUAACUACUACACUGCUUUAUAUUUUAUACCUAGGUGUUUUAUGUCUCUGUGAGUGUAUUACUUUUUCAUGUGUCUAAACCUACGUGUACAAUUUGUACAAAGUCAGAAAUUACAGCUGUAAUAACACAUCUAGAACAGUGUUAGCAUAUAGUACUCACACGCCCUUCUCCACUCCCUCCCUCCUACUUACUCCCCCAAACCAAUCUGGAGCUUACUGCAGUGAAUUUUUUAAAAAUUACCUCUUUGCCUUUCACACUAGCUUUUUUUUCACAAGAUGUUAAUUACUUUUUGGGAAGAGGUCCAAUUUAAAUUAAUGCUAGGGUGUGGUCAGCAAUGUGUGUGUGGCUAGAUUUGCUACAGGUACCAGAUGCCUUUUUAAUGUUACAAACUGUAACCAUUCAGAAUUGAGAAUUUUUUGCUUUUGUGGCUUCCUUUAAUGAGGAAAUUAACCACCUGGUCCUUUUUAACACAUGUAGAAAGCAAGGACUUAGUGUUGGUAAUAUCUCAUUCCCCAUUUGGUUCAAAAUGACUAGUGAUCUUUCAGAAGACGUUAAAUUGUCUUGAAACUUUGGCUGCAAUUGCUAAUCAGAUUUGAAAAACCUGUCUGUCCAGUUCACAAUUUGGAAAGCUGCCACCUUAGCUUUGUGAAUCGGUAGAAGAGCCUGACCCAAAAUAGCCCUCACAUUCUUUGAUUGGAAUCACAAUCUGGAGGUUAAGGGUUGGGGUUUCAGUAGGUAAAAGUGGGAUGGGGAAAAAAAGGAAAUAAAACAUGAGCCUUAAUUUUUGUUACAGGAGCAAAAACCUUUUAAGUUUAGUGCCAACCCUUAUCUUUUUAAGCCUGGAGGGAGUUGGUUGAAGCAUCAAAUUUAUAUACAAGUGGGGGAAAUCUAAUGGUAAGGAAUGGUUUCAGAGUAGCAGCUGUGUUAGUCUGUAUUCGCAAAAAGAAAAGGAGUACUUGUGGCACCUUAGAGACUAACCAAUUUAUUUGAGCAUAAGUUUUCGUGAGCUACAGCUCACUCAUCAAAUGCAUUCAGUGGAAAUGCAUCCGAUGAAGUGAGCUGUAGCUCAUGAAAGCUUAUGCUCAGAUAAAUUGGUUAGUCUCUAAGGUGCCACAAGUCCUCCUUUUCUUAAUGGUAAGGAAUGUAAUCUCUGAUCUGAGAAAAAGAAAGCACCUCCUCUUAAAAAUAAAAAAACAAUGUCAAACUCCUUCCUCUGACAAUGACAAGGAUACACAAGCAUAUGUAACAAAGAAGAAAUAGAUAAGACAAUACCAUUUUAAGAAACUUUCCUAUAAAGCUUUAUAUAAAUGGAAAUGUUUAGGAGAUGCUUUUUUUGAGAGAGAGAGAGAGAAGGCAGUGUAUUGAAAAGUCAGGUUGCACAUGUAUGGAGUGUGUGUGUGUCUUAAUGUCUCAGUAUUGCCUUUGUUAGUUUCUUUAGUAGUCCAUGCAGUUUGGUGGCCUGGUAAAUGCAAGUCUUAUUUUUAACAGCUUUUCUUUUUUGUUUUGUUUUUAUUUUUAAUACAAAACCAUAAAGCUUUAAUGCUUGCUGUUUAAUUAGUAACUGUGUUUUCUUCUGUCUUUAAUUUAGUAGCCAUAAUUUGAAGUUAUUUGAACCAUUCCAACUUAAUGCUUGCUUAUAUUUUCUUAGUUUUGUUAUUUUCCCUCCCCUUCCCUCAUUUAUUUAUUUGAACUUCUUGUUUUCAUAAUUGAGGACUUUCACCUUUUGUCUCAUUCACCUGUUUGGGAAUUUCUGACCCUUACAUCCAAGACUUUACUCAUUCUACUCAGUAUUCAUUGAUGCUGAAGUGUAAGAUACCUGCAAAUGUAAACACUACCACUUCUAUUAAUAAAAACAAAUACAGUGUUUUAGGGGCACAUUUGCAUCACUAUAGUUAAGGUUGUGUCAGUAUUUCCAUUAUAAACCCAUAGGGGAGUCUAUACCUUGGCACCAAAUUGCCCCAGGCUAAAUCUUGCCAUACGAGGCUUCCGCUCAAGCAUGAUUUGGAGGGUUGGUUUUUAAACAAUUUCCAACACAAACUUUUGGUUCUGUUUUAAAUUAUACAACUGUUUUGUUGGACAGGGGUUGAUUUUAAAAAAAUGAUUGGUUCAAGAUAUUUUUGGCACUUGUAUAACUCAAAAACGGUUUUGAUUUAAAACAUAACCUUUGGCAAGCCAGUAAUCUACCAUAUGAUCUGAUCACUUUGGGUAUUUUGUAAAAAUGAUGAUAAUAAAUGGUAGCAGUGUCGUGGUUUCAAAAUCA
Messenger RNA from Chelonia mydas (Green sea turtle), 6254 nucleotides. RefSeq names its product GNAS complex locus (gene GNAS). The transcript is spliced from 12 exons. NCBI's taxonomy places the organism in Eukaryota, Metazoa, Chordata, Testudines, Cheloniidae. Gene Ontology annotation, cellular component: heterotrimeric G-protein complex. Gene Ontology annotation, molecular function: GTP binding; ionotropic glutamate receptor binding; corticotropin-releasing hormone receptor 1 binding. The record is from RefSeq and is a predicted model, not a curated record. Gene Ontology annotation, biological process: adenylate cyclase-activating dopamine receptor signaling pathway; sensory perception of chemical stimulus. The coding region runs from base 1194 to 2333 and encodes 379 amino acids.